GUGAGCGCGUGUUGAGAUUGCGUUGCAAACUUGUUGCGUUUUAGUUUCUGUUUAGAUGCUGCUGUCAUAAAGAAUUUAGUAUGUAAAAUAGUUUGAAGAUUCUGGGGAUUUCGUUUUCUUGAAUUUUUAAUUAUUGUCGGAAGUUAACUUCGGUAUCCUCUCAUGUUUUGCAUGGACUACAAAAACUAAAGUGAAAGCAACAUGCCUUCAAAGCUAGAACAACUGCAGCAGCAGUACCGUCGGCAACUGCUUCAAGAGAAAGAAGAACGCAUGAUAAAAAUUCACACCGACAACCAGCAGAAAGCUUUGAGUAAAGUCGCCAAGUACAAUGGUUCUAUUCAGCCGUCUGCUGGUCUAAUUAAAGCGCCUUCGGGCAUCAGUGCUCCCCAGCCUCAUCAUUCGCCGAUCAAGAAAGGAAGUCCUGGUGUAGACCGUUCUCGUCCCUUACCUCCUAUUUCAAAAGAACAGAAGAAUUCGCUUCAAUCAGGAGCUAACUCGUACCAAUCUGAAACCGAUUCCAAUCCAUUAAAAGCUGAAUCUGGAGUUAAUUCAUACCAAUUAGGAGCCAACUCAAGCCAACAAGGUGCCGUUUAUAACAAAUCAGGAAUCAAUACCUACCAACCGGGAGUGCAUUCAAACCAACAAGGAGCCAAAUUUGGAGCUAAUUCCUACCAAUUAGGAGCCGACUCAAAUCGACUAGGAGUGUCUUCUUACAAAUCGGGAGCACAUUCCUACCAACCGGGAGCGAAUUCGAAUCAACAAGGAGCCAAUAAUUUCCAUCAAGGAUCUACUUCGUACCAAUCGUCGAACGGUUCGAUUCAGUAUUCGUUCCAGAGUACUCGUUCGAGUCCUGUCAGUGCACCAAUCGAAAACGUUACUAGGAGUGUGAGCGUCAACUCGCGUUCGAAGUCGGUAGAUUUGGAUGCUAGGCAAAGCCCGUCGAGAACUGGUGCUGCAAAUGGUCGUGCUCCAGUCAGGAAUGGAUUCCACAAACCAGCACAAUCAGAAACCAAGCAGUCUAUACAGACUGUUGCAGAACCUGUUAAAAAACCAGAUUCAGAUUUCCUUCAGAAGUUGAAGCAGGCGGAGCUACAACGGUUGAAAACCAACAGCAAGGUUCGAGAAGAAACCCCGUCGAGAAAUGGUUUAUCCCAUGGUGCUGUUUCCAAGUCUUCCACCAUCCAGAAGAAACCCACCAACAACAGACCCGCACCAUCUGUAAGUUCAAGCACGCCUAAACCCAAGCCCACAACCCAGCUCCACGCCCCAUCCCCUGCCAGGAAGGCCUCCCCGGGCGGGAGGGCUCCCGCCGGGACUGCCCCCGCGAAGGGGGCCGAGGGCCGCAAGCCGCCCGGCCCGGGCCAGGAGCAGUGCCGUGUGUGCGGCCGCAACUUCAACGCGGACCGCAUCGAGAAACACCGGAGCAUUUGCCAGAAGGCGGCGCAGAAGAAGGUGAAGGUCUUCGACGCCACCAAGAUGAGGGUCAAGGGCACCGAGGCCGAGCAGUUCGUCAAGAAGGGGCUGCCCAAGAGUGAGCCCAAGGCAAAAAAGUCAGACUGGCGCAAAAAGCACACUGAUUUUAUCGAGGCUAUUCGCCAGGCCAAGAUGGUCCAACAGCACCUCGCCAAGGGCGGCAAAAUAAGUGAACUCCCGCCUCCGCCCCCUUCGGACACUUCCGAUUAUGUCCCUUGCCCACACUGUGGACGGAAAUUCAACGAGGGCGUGGCACAAAGGCACAUUCCAAAGUGCAAGAACAUUCUUUCGAAUAAAAAGAAUCCCGCCGUUGCCAGAAGAAAAUGAGGAACUGUACACUAAUUAUUUUUAUAUCCUGCAAAACUUACAACUAACUGAAGAAAUAAUUCUUUAAAACGCAUCGCUGUGAUGUCAGUCUCGAACACUCUAUUCGAGGUUCAUCGGUCGUAAUAGGUAGAUCCAUGGCCGCACUUAAUUCUUAUAGGCCGUGACAAUCGCUGAAACUUAUGGCAACAAAGAGGAUGCUACUGGGAACCCCUGUUUCCAUUACGUUGCCAUUGAUUGGUGGAUGCAGUUGUUCCGUUCAGCGCCUCUUGCGGUCAAAAUGGGCGACGUCCAAUCAAAAAUAAAAAAAACCUUUGAAAAGUUGACAUUGGUUGGUGGAUGCAUGAGCUGCUUCGGUUUAACACAGAAAAGUCAUACUGUCAAGGCCCGUUAAGCUUCAUCGCCAUCUAGUGGGGCCAUGUUAGAUUAGAAUUCCGACACGAGUAACCAACGAAUUAGCCCGAUUUUCUUAAACUUCACUCACGUUUUCCACUCGAUCACGUAACGAAUUUGACAUCCGAUUGGUGAAUUGGAUGCAGUUUCGUCCACGUGACUGGUGGAAAACGACAACAAAAGAAGUUCGACUGGUUCGAGAACUGUAUGUUUUGUAAUCUAAUUGCAUCGCCUACAAAAAUCUAUAAGAUCUGCAAAUCAAAGAAAAUCUCUUAUAGUUUGAUUUAUCAAGUGUUAGAAUAAAUAUUGCAGAUGAAAUAUUUUCUUUACACUUAAUUGGUAACUUGGAUAAAAUAUGUUGCGGUAGAAUUGAUGUCUAUGGUUAUAUCAUCAUUUAAUGAAACGACUUAAAAUUCCUAUAAUUUUUAUUUUCCAUAUAAAUUAAAAAUCAAAGUAAUGUGUGUUCAUUCUUGUCAAAGUUUUUUCGUCACUUUGAAAAGAAAAUGUAGAGUAGAUUUUGUAGAAUAAUGGAAAAAUUGCGGAAACAGUCACCAUUGUGCCUUAUGAAAGCUCUUUAAAGGGAUUCCUUGUUUAUGAUUCACUUGUCGGCCAUUUUUUUUACCGGACAGAACGCGAAAUAAAAAUGUAUAAUUUUCAAGUUAGUUAAUAUUGCUUUACAUUGAAGUUAUGAAACGUGCUUUUUGUGAAACAAAGCCUAAUUAUUUCAAAAAGUAUACUUUGGAUAGUGUCAUUAGAAGACCUCAAUUAAAUUAUGUUGUCUUCACUGAAAUCCCUUUUAAAAGGGAUUUCAGUGAAGUUACCGCCCAAUAGCGGGGGCUAAAGCAGAAAUACAUGAAGUACGCCGCCAGCUCAGUCAUUCCAGCCGAGGACUGCAGUUUCGUGCUUAUUAGCACUCAUCAGUCCGGCAUAGGAAAGUGACUGUGUAUUUAUGCCUUCGC
Messenger RNA from Uloborus diversus, 3149 nucleotides. Its product is annotated as zinc finger C2HC domain-containing protein 1C-like. The transcript is spliced from 5 exons. The coding region runs from base 202 to 1800 and encodes 532 amino acids. The record is from RefSeq and is a predicted model, not a curated record. Lineage: Eukaryota; Metazoa; Arthropoda; Arachnida; Araneae; Uloboridae.